AUGGCGCCUUCACUUCGAUUUUUUGAUCACCAUGAAGAGCAACUGCUCCACCUCACGCUUGGCUUUACCGCUCCUCAUCCGACGACAUUCUAUAAAGUGAAACUCGAGGGCGCUCAUUUCGCACCACUUCCUCCAGGUCCAGACCUAAUUGGAACAGCACCAUAUCAUCCUUAUGGUCCGAUGAAAGAAUCUCUGUUCCCGGGAUGGGAAGAAAUUGCUCGGCUUCGUUCGGACUCAACGUUUUGCAGCUCUGCUGUUAUUCAGUCAUCAAACGAGGUCCCCCGCCUUGCGGUCAAGGGUGUGCUGUUUCUAGAGACGGAUGUCCUUCAACAAGAGUCUGCAGAGCGUAUGCUGAAGGAAGCGAAAUUUUAUGCCGCCCACUUGCAGGAGCUUCAGGGAAAAUUCGUUCCGAGAUACUAUGGUCUAUGGCAUGCACCUGUCACACAAUGGGGCGGAGAGGUGCUCAUUGCAGUCAUGGAAUGGGGAGGUAUGCGAUUAAGCGCCUUCCUUCACAGUGAGAUUGCUACUUUGGCGCGUCGCUUUCGAAUUGCUGAAGCUUUGGAUGAGCUACAUGAUCAUGGCGUAUAUCAUGCACAGAUUGGGGUAGGCCAGGAACGGCAUGUACUAUAUAACAUCGAAACUGAAUCCGUUCGAUUUGUGGACUUCUCUGACGCAUUCGCGGGACAUAUUUGUGGACGACAACUCCCCGUGCGAUUAUUCGAUUCAUAUCCUAGUCGUAUCCAAUUUGGAUGUCGAGAGGCUUACAGUAUAAGGCAAUGCCUGGACUUAUUUGGGAAUCGCGUUCGUAACAGGGAUGAUGAUCAGAUGAACGUAGCGUUAAUGCAUAUGCAGGGACUACUUGCCCGAGGAGUGUCUCGAAGAGAAGCUCUACACCUUGUAGGAUGCACAAUUGACCACUGGCGCACACUUCCCGAAUUUCAACUAAAAAGACGGCCUGUUACUGAGAAUAGCAUUCCUUUAUCAGGAGACGAAAUGCAAAUCAUGAAGAAUUACUAA
This is a messenger RNA of Lentinula edodes (shiitake mushroom), 1017 nucleotides long. RefSeq lists its product as uncharacterized. The record is from RefSeq and is a predicted model, not a curated record. Bases 1 to 1017 code for a protein of 338 amino acids. The transcript is spliced from 3 exons. Lineage: Eukaryota; Fungi; Basidiomycota; Agaricomycetes; Agaricales; Omphalotaceae.